AUGUGGUGGGACGCUUUUGCCGCAGACUUUUUUGAAGAUGAUGCUACGUUAACUAUAAUUAAGUUAAGUCCGAAUGAUGACUCUCGUAACCGCUUGACUAUUGGACGCACGUUAAUUCCUAGGUUUUUUCGAAGCAUGUUUGACCGUGGAGUAACGGAUUUGUACUUUAUUCUCAAUCAACCAAGAGAUUCUGUUGCAAGAAGUAUCAUUACUAUGGAAUGUGAUGAUGCUGCGAUGGUAUAUACAGAAGGUAAACUGACAUUAGAUUUGACAUGUGAUGAUAGUAUGAGAAUUCGAAGAUGGAUGUUUGCUAUUAAGAAUCAUAAAGAAUACAUGCAAGUUAACGCAAAUGAAAAUAGAUCCUAUGGAGUAAAUACUACAAAUUUGAUUGCCUCGUGUUUAUUAAGGUUAACCUCAUCUGUUCACCUGUAUGAAAAGCCUUGUUAA
Trichoplax adhaerens is the source of this 447-nucleotide messenger RNA. RefSeq lists its product as uncharacterized. The transcript is spliced from 3 exons. The coding region runs from base 1 to 447 and encodes 148 amino acids. Gene Ontology annotation, molecular function: LIM domain binding. Gene Ontology annotation, cellular component: transcription regulator complex; nucleus. Gene Ontology annotation, biological process: negative regulation of transcription by RNA polymerase II; nervous system development; positive regulation of transcription by RNA polymerase II. Lineage: Eukaryota; Metazoa; Placozoa; Uniplacotomia; Trichoplacea; Trichoplacidae. The record is from RefSeq and is a predicted model, not a curated record.